AUGGUUCAGUUAGGCAUUACCUCGAAGCCGGGCAAAGGAGCAAGCCCCACCAGCAGUGGGGAGGAUCCCGAUAAUGAUUUCGAAGACGAAAAGAGCAUUACAAUCAAGGUUUUGGAGACCGAGGAUACCCCUACUACCUCAAGUUGGGAAAAGGCGAAGGCUAUUUUCCGGGAAAAACUUGAAGCCGAGGAGGGUGGGAAGUUAAAGAAGUCAUCCUUGGAAUUCUUGAACGAGGUUGUCACGCCUCAGCAAGCUAUCGCGCAAUGUGAAAAAACCAAGGAACGUGCCGACGAGGAGUAUUCUUCCAAAAAAGAAGUUGUCGUGGCCGGGAAGAAGCUUAACAUCAAAGAGAAGAUAGUUAAGAUCCUGCGAAAGAUGAGCAUGUUUGUGGCCAUUGGUGAUGUAGUCUUCGAGCACUCGCCUGAUACAUCCGCAGUUGUUUGGUCGGCAAUUAGGUUAAUUCUCGAGAUUGCCCUUGAUGAUAUAAAUACCUGUGGACUCCUUAUCGACGCGGUGGACGAAAUCACAGGGGCCAUGUUCGCCGCCGAAAUAUAUGAGCAAAGAUACCAUAAAGCCGAAGCAGACGGUGAGAAAACCGGAAAAAAUGAGGCCGUACUUCUCGGAAGCAAAGUCUUGGAGAAGAUUGUCCCUCUCUACGCUGAUAUAUUGUACUUUUCCUACUAUUCUAAAAAAUAUAUCCAGCAUGGGAAAUUGGUUCGAUUGUUGAAAGGUAUCACGAAGCCAAUUGCGGUUCUACAAGGUAUUUUAGAUGGCAUCACCAAAAAACUAGGGGAAAUGCAUACGGUUGCCGGCUUGGUAUUUCAAGAACAGUCACUCGAGGCACUAGAGGGGCUCGCAGUGACGACUAAGUUAGAAGGCGAGGAAACUAGGAAUUUUAUCAGAGAAACAAUGUUUAAAUCGAAUCGAGAUAUCACUGAUUUGAAAGACGCUGUUUUACGAAGCCUUGCGAAUGAAGAAAUGGAACGGCUAAAUGCUGAAUUCGCAGAGAAUGAGAAGUGGUUGGAUCCGCUACAGGAUCUCUACUACGAGUUAAACUCGAAUAGGGUGAAGAGGCAAAAGGGCACCUGCGGGUGGGUUUUCGAUCAAGACGAAUAUAAACAAUGGUACAAUUCAACUCAAUCAUCCUUCUUAUGGGUUUACGGAAAUGCCGGGUUCGGAAAGAGUGUUUUGAUGUCCGCAAUUGUUGAUGGAAUUCUGGAAGGCAUCGGCAAAGAGACGUCGCAAAAAGUUGAGGUGCCUUCACCACCACUCAUUGCCUCCUUCUUUUGCAAAGUUGGGAGUGAAAAGACCCAGAAGACAUUUCCUAUUCUGAAAAGUUUGAUAUACCAAUACUAUCAGUACUGCAAACACCGGAUGCCCCAGGAGAUUUUAGUGGAAGCAAGCUCGCGAAUCAAGGAAGCAGCCAAAAAGGAAAUGUCGAUCUCCAACUCACCAUCAAACGCGGCUACGGGUGACUCUGUUCAAGAAAUUUGGAAAAAAUUAAUCUUGGAUUUGGGAAAGCUUUUUAACAGUCCUAUAUACAUUGUCAUCGACGCACUGGACGAAUGCGACGAUCGCGAAAAGACUGGAUUUAUUUCUCUUUUGCAAAACGUCGCGCGGAGCUCGUCUAGGACCAAGGUCGUCGUCACAAGUCGCCAGGAGCCGGACAUUGUCACUCUGGUGUCCCACGGCCCAAAGAUAAGUGUUGAAGAAAAGAAAAAUAUCAAGGACGUGAAGGUAUAUGUUAAGAAGGAACUAAAGAAGGUCACUAUUCUGAAAGAAAAGGAGAGAAAGGACGCUCACAAAGCUAUCGUAAAACGAGCAUCUGGUAUGUUCAGAUACGCCGCUUUAGCUAUCCAAAGUUUGCAACAACCUUGGGCUAGGCCUUUAUCUAAGCAUCUAAAAAACCUCCCCGGUCAAAUGGCGGAGUUUUACCAACGCUCUCUCGACCAAAUGGAGUCACAACAGAAAGAGGUUCUUAUUACGGCGUUGAGAUGGGCUAUUUGUGCUGACGGAGAUAUUACUGUGCAGCAAAUAGCGGAAGACUUUAGUAAUGUAUUCUUGGAGGCGGUCGAAGAACCGGAGGACGAAAUCCUGGUCCCGGAAAUUGAAGAAGGGGAAAAUAGUGACGACGACGACGAUGAUGAUGACGAUGACGAUAGCGAUGAUGAGGAUGAGGACACUGACGAGGAUGAUGGUGAGAAUCGUAUUGGGAACAAAGAUGGGAAUAAAGUGAAUGGGGUCAACCAUCUAGACCUUCUAGCCAAGGAAGUAAAUGGAGCCCUAAACUCUAGCCCCCUCAAUGAGAACCCCUCUUCUAGUGAGAGUGCUAAAGAUAUUAAAGAAAAGCCUCUCUACAGUGAAGCAGAACUGAAAUCCCGACUACGGCAACCUAUUGAGCACGUCAAAAAUUCGCGUGGGAUAUUUUUCUAUGUCGGUGAUGACGACGUUGUUAGACUCACCCAUACAACUGUCAGAGAUUUUGUUGAAGAUAAUGCCAAAAAGUACAUGGAGGAAUCUUCAAAAUUAGUUUCUUGCUCGAAGUGUCUGAAAGAUCUGGAGAAUUCAUCCACUUUGAGAUGCGCACCAAAAUGGGGCCACCUCCUCAUUGCCUUGACCAUAGUCCGCCAUCUCAACUCGCCCGAAUUUCAGGAAAGAUACAUGAGCUGGGACCAAUAUUGGGAUGGCGGGGACGAGAUACCACCGGAAUCCGAGGAGCCUGAGCCCGAGCCCGAGCUGGUACCAACUCCAGACCAACUAGAGGGAGCAAACUCUACUGAACAUUCGGAAGCUCAAACUUUUAGCUCCGGAAUACCCGAGGCUAACCCGACAGGUCUCGAGACGGAAAGCGGAGAAGUAGUGGUCAAUGGGGAUGACCCUAUAUUAGGGGAGAUCAUCCCACCUAGUCCAGUAUUGGUUACUGAAGCAACAGAUUUCGAUACUCAACCAGGAUCAGACGACUCCCAAGAUGAGGUUGAUGUAGAAAGCUUGAACGUUGUCGGACAGGAUAGCCAUCCUGAAGAUCCGGUUGAAGUUGCAGCUACCGAAUCAUGGGCUCCCUCGGAAGCUGACACCGACUAUGGAGUUAAAGGGAAAGAUCAGGAGCUUCAAGAAGAUGAAGCCGAAUUUUCGAAAGUCCUUCGAUACGAAGUCCAGAAGUGGAUCGCCCAUGUAGCAAAGGCUGAAAAGUUGUGGACGAAGGACGAGAAGAAGAAUAGUAAGGAGUGGCAAGAACUUAUUGCCGGCCUGAAAAAGCUCUCCUUGAAUAAGAAAGUUUUCCGUUUCAUACAAAGACACGUCUUUUCAGAAAAUUGGGAUAAGUGGACGACAUCGACGGGAUAUGCGAACCCCUUAUCUGUAUUUUCGUGGAACGAAGCACCAUCGGUUGUCGAAGAGCUUCUGAAGGAUGCCGAUAAAGAUGAAGUUAAUUUUACCUUCCCUGGAGGAUACUCCCAAUACCGAUCCGCUCUCCAGUUUGCUGCUGAGGGAGAGUGUUCAGAAACAACGAAGAUGCUACUUGAUGCUGGGGCCGACUUGAACUGGAAGUCCCGUACGGAUGCAACUACACUCGACUGCACCUAUUCCCGCGGCACUGUAUAUUUCGACAACUUGAAGUUACUCAUAGAAAGCGGUGCAGACGUUGUUCAAGCCGAAAGGGAAGGGCAUAGGCAAAGUUGUUUGCACUACACAGUUACUUCAGGUAGCCCUCAAGCUACAAAAUUGCUACUCGAACACGGUGCACGAAUCAAUGCACGAGAUUCAUCCGGGGAAACACCACUGCAUUGGGCAUUAUUUGCGCCAAAAGACGUACGAAAAGAAAUAGUUACUCUACUUUUAGAGAACGGGGCCGACAUCAAUAUGCUAGAUAAUGAAGGCCAAGCCCCACUAUUCGAAGCUGCGUUGAUGGGCAGUGUGGAGAUGCUAGAAUUGCUUAUAAAGUAUAAGGCGGACCUGUCUUCAUCGGUGGAAUUCGAAAAAUACAACAAAUGGAAUCUCCUUCACGCUGCGGUUUAUUCGAGCGAUCUGACCGAUAAUAUAGAAGCAACUCAGGAAACUUGCUUGUAUUUGAUGGAAAAGGGAGUUGAUUUAAUGCAUCAGGAUAUCAACGGUGAAACCCCUCUCCAUACUGCUGUACGCCUCAGUCUCCCUAAGCCAGUCGAUGACAUAAAUUUAAAAUUGGUUGCAACAUUGCUGCCGAAAUAUAUCGAAAAAGACCCUAGUCGGGCUUUCCUACACUUGGGUGAUUUCAAACAGCGAACUUUGCUUCACAGAAUUGCAGCCGCGGGGAAACUAGAAAUGGCAAAGUUAUUACUAGAUUGCUGCAGCGACCCUACCGAAUUACUAGAGCUCAAAGAAAAAAGUGGUUCAACUCCAAUAUUUCCAGCUGUGUAUAAGGGGCUUUCUAGCAUGGUAAAAUACUUAAUCGAGAAAGGUGCCGACGUUUCUGUCACAAACAAGCAUGGAAACUCAUUGAUGUCUAGAGCUAUAAACGGGCUAUGGCAAUUCGAUAAUGUUCUCCCAAGUGCGAAUGGGGCCCGCGAGGAAACAAUUGCAGCCCUAAUUAGAGCGGAACCCCAAAAAUACAAGACUGACUAUUCACUUGCGGUGAUUACGGCUAUCCUGAAAUCAGAGAUCUUAUUGAAUGCAUUGGUAGAAGUUGGACUGGAUUUCUCGACUUUAGACGAAUUUGGCUGGUCAUGGGCCAUGUAUGUUCUGGCAUACGGAUUCGAUCGCGAAACUUUGAUAUCAAAAAAUAUUGCUGCACCUAACAUACCUACUACAUUCCCAACGCUCGAGGAAGAAUGGCGUGGCAGGCUACCCUCGAAGCUUGUGGUAUCCUCUUCAAACUCGCCGGAGAAAUACAUAGUGGAUCAACCGGGAACCAGCUCUGAGGGGACAAUCAUCGAAGCUGUCUCGACGUCUUUCGCAACAGACAACCCAAUCCCUUUUGGAGUUUUCCAGUACUACUACGAAGUGACAUUUCUAGACUUUGAGGGUUCUUCGAACAACACGGAAAACGGUCGAUGUCUUGGUGAUAUAUACCUCGGCUUUGUGCAAGAUAAUCCGAAUCUCGCAUCCGGUAAAAUUGGAGGAGAGUCUUCCAAAUAUUCAAAACCAGACCCGGCUCAAGAAACUUUACAUGGGGAGGCAUUUCAUAAAACUGGCUUAAAUGGCUACCCCUGGGGUUGGAACUUGACUCACGGCGUAGUAUUUCAUGGACACGCAAGAUACGAUACUGACUUCACCCAUCGCGAUCAAGAUCUGCCAUUUUGCUAUGGUAAUUACGAAUUGCCCUAUACAAUCGGAUGCGGCUUCGAUUCUGUGAACAAAAGGAUCUGGUUUACGCGGAAUGGAGAUUUUAUUGGAAUUGCAUUUAAAGAUGUUAUUGGAAGAAUAUGGCCCACCCUUGGAAUUGUCAAUGGGGCAGUAAAAGUUCAAGUUAACUUCGGUGCCGACCUUUCAGCAAAACCGUUUAAAUACGACUACAAAACACGCCUCGAAAGUGAUGUGGCUCGCUGGAUAUCAGAAGACAAACUAGCUUUAGAGGUGAGUGGGGGUCGUUGGGAGCGGGAGGAGCACGGGUGGAUAAAGUAUAUGGAAGAACGGGACCCUAAACCCGCCGAUGUGCCGACUUACCUGUCUCAGUAUUCUAUGCGUGACGUAUGGAAUCUCAUGGGUAAAACAGCUACGGGUUAG
This is a messenger RNA of Orbilia oligospora ATCC 24927, 5697 nucleotides long. RefSeq lists its product as uncharacterized. Gene Ontology annotation, molecular function: protein binding. Lineage: Eukaryota; Fungi; Ascomycota; Orbiliomycetes; Orbiliales; Orbiliaceae. Bases 1 to 5697 code for a protein of 1898 amino acids. The record is from RefSeq and is a predicted model, not a curated record. The transcript is spliced from 13 exons.